Varanus komodoensis (Komodo dragon) is the source of this 4523-nucleotide messenger RNA. RefSeq names its product TANK binding kinase 1 (gene TBK1). Gene Ontology annotation, molecular function: ATP binding; protein serine/threonine kinase activity. Lineage: Eukaryota; Metazoa; Chordata; Lepidosauria; Squamata; Varanidae. Gene Ontology annotation, biological process: peptidyl-serine phosphorylation. The record is from RefSeq and is a predicted model, not a curated record. The transcript is spliced from 21 exons. Bases 299 to 2485 code for a protein of 728 amino acids. Gene Ontology annotation, cellular component: cytoplasm.
CGAUGUGGGGGAAAUUCCCGGUACUGCCUGGCUGCAAAGCGCUAGCAUCUGCGGGGAGGAAGGAAGAGCGUUGCUUCCUAAAUUAAGGCUCCCCAGUGCACGGAGGAAAAAGAGUCCUGGGGUCGUCUGUGGAAAAGGGAGUCUUGGGCAGGGGCAGUCUUAACAAGCCCCGACUCUGGAGCGUGGUUCUGUAGCUGUCGACUCAGAAGUAAGGAAGCCCCCUAGGAUCGUUGGAGCUUGCUUCGUACGAGAGCUCAGGCUUGCAGAUCAAACAAGGAUUGUCUAAUUGGGAGCAAUCAUGCAGAGCACAUCAAAUUAUCUCUGGCUUCUGUCGGAUGUCCUCGGACAAGGAGCUACAGCAAAUGUUUUUCGUGGACGACACAAGAAAACUGGAGAUCUGUAUGCUGUUAAAGUAUUUAAUAACUUCAGCUUCCUUCGUCCUUUGGAUGUUCAGAUGAGAGAAUUUGAAGUGUUAAAGAAACUUAAUCACAAGAACAUUGUCAAAUUAUUUGCCAUAGAAGAAGAGACAGCGUCUAGACAUAAAGUCCUUGUUAUGGAAUUUUGUCCAUGUGGCAGCUUAUAUACAGUUUUAGAAGAGCCAUCUAAUGCCUAUGGGUUGCCAGAAGCAGAAUUUUUAAUUGUGUUGAGAGAUGUUGUUGCUGGCAUGAACCAUCUUCGAGAGAAUGGAAUAGUCCAUCGUGACAUCAAGCCAGGCAAUAUAAUGCGUGUUAUAGGUGAAGAUGGCCAAUCUGUUUAUAAAUUGACAGAUUUUGGGGCUGCUAGAGAACUGGAGGAUGAUGAACAGUUUGUCUCCCUUUACGGUACAGAAGAAUACUUGCACCCUGAUAUGUACGAGCGAGCAGUACUGAGGAAAGAGCAUCAAAAAAAGUAUGGUGCAACGGUUGAUUUGUGGAGCAUAGGGGUGACAUUUUACCAUGCUGCAACUGGAAGUUUACCCUUUCGACCUUUUGAAGGACCUCGCAGAAACAAAGAAGUGAUGUAUAAAAUUAUAACUGGAAAGCCUUCUGGUGCAAUAUCUGGUGUACAGAAAGCAGAAAAUGGUCCAAUUGAAUGGAGUCGUGAUAUGCCUGUUUCCUGUAGCCUUUCUAAGGGCCUGCAGGUACUACUUACCCCUGUCCUUGCAAAUAUUCUUGAAGCCGAUCAAGAGAAAUGCUGGGGAUUUGAUCAGUUUUUUGGAGAGACAAGCGAUAUACUCCACCGAGUAAUUAUUCAUGUCUUCUCUUUGCAACAAAUGACAGCGCACAAAAUUUAUAUUCACAAUCAUAAUAAUGUUGCUGCCUUUCAUGAAUUGGUCUACAAGCAGACAAAAAUACCAUCACACAAUCAAGAACUGAUAUAUGAAGGUCGGCAUUUAGUCCUGGAGCCUAACAGAUUGGCACAGGCUUUCCCUAGAACCACUGAAGAAAACCCCAUAUUUGUAGUUAGCAGGGAGUCUGUGAACAUCGUGGGACUGCUUUACGAAGAAAUUCUGCUUCCUAAGGUCCAUCAACGUUAUGAUUUGGAUACGGAUGCAAGCAUGGCUAAAGCAGUGACAGGAGUUGUAUGUUAUGCCUGCAGAGUUGCCCAUGCUUUACUGCUCUACCAAGAACUGAUGCGAAAGGGAAUCAGAUGGUUAAUUGAAAUUAUCAAGGAAGAUUACAAUGAAACAUUUCGCAAAAAGACAGAAGUUGUUAUCAAACUGGAAUUUUGCAACAGAAAUAUAGAAAAAGCUGGGAAAAUAUAUCAAAACUUGUUGCAAAUCAAUCUAGCACCAGAAGUGGAUGAAAUCUCAGACAUACACUCAAAGCUGUUACGGCUUUCUAGCUCACGGGGAACAAUAGAGACUAGUCUUCAGGAUAUCAAAAACAAACUCUCUCCUACUGGCCUUCUAUCUGAUGGCUGGACUAACCAGGAAGGCACCCAUCCAAAAGAUAGAAACCCAGAAAGGUUACAAGUACUACUGAAUUCCAUUUCAGAAAUUUACUAUCAGUUCAAAAAAGACAAGGCAGAACGAAGACUUCCUUAUAAUGAAGAACAAAUUCACAAAUUCGACAAGCAGAAGCUUUUUUUGCACGCGACAAAAGCCAUGACCUUGUUCAAGGAAGAAUGUGUCAGCAAGUAUGACACUUUCUUAGACAAGGCAGAAGACUGGAUAAGGAAGAUGUUUAAUUUAAGAAAACAACUACUGUCUCUCAGAAAGCUCUGCUUUGAUAUUGAAGAUGAGGUGUCCAAAUACCAGGACUAUGUAAAUGAGUUACAAGAAACAUUGCCUCAUAAGAUGAUUGCAGCUUCCAGUGGGAUUAAACAUACAGUCAAUCCAGUUUAUCCAAGUUCAAACACUUUGGUGGAAAUGACUCUUGGUAUGAAGAAACUAAAAGAAGAAAUGGAGGGUGUUGUGAAAGAAUUAGCUGAAAAUAAUCACCUUUUAGAAAGGUUUGGUGCUUUGACUAUGGAUGGUGGCCCACGGAAUGUAGAUUGUAUCUAGGUGUAUAUUUACUGUGAUGCAGUUUAUUGACUUUGCACAGAUAGUGUUUAUAUGCAGAAAGGUUAUUCUGCACUUGGCUUCCCCUUCAGUAUUUAACAGAAAUGUGUAAAUAUGUAUAUACUGUAAAUAGAGAAAGUCUCUCUUUUGGUAAUGUUAAAAGUGGUCUUAACAUUUUAAGUACUAUCAGAAUUUUCCCUAUAAAAGCUAUUAUGGCUGCAUAUUGUGGUGAGCACACUGAUGCAAUGCAUUGACUUCAAAUGCUGUCUUGGUUUAUUCUUUUGUGAACACUGCUGGAGAGCUUGUGGUCUUGAACCUGCACUGCUGUUUAAAGGGCAGUUAGGCUUCCUUUUAAGCCAUAUGAAUGCUGAAAUAUCUCAUUUAUUAUAAUCUGGAACUGUCCCUGCUUUGUUUCAUGUGUAUAGAUGUCUGCCAUCAAAUGUUAAAAAGAUACUUUAACAACAUAAAAGGUAUCUCUUAAAUUCUAGGAGUGAAGGAAAUAUUGUUGGAUUUCUAAACAUGCCUGUUUUAAACAUGUUAUAUUUUACCAAAACUAUAAUUAGCGUAUUUGGGACUUAGAAGUAAGUAAAAUUCAGCCUUCCAUUUGCCAAAUCGUAGGUAAAAUGCAAAGAUGAACUAUUUUAAAACAUUUUCUUUAAUAGUGCAAUGCAUCUCAAAUAUAGUGAAACUUGUUCAUCCUUUUGUAAAACUCUUUUAAAAUAUAAUUUUAAAGUAAUAUUACUUUCACUGAGAUCUUAAACAAUAAGGUUGGUAUAGACCAUAUGCUGAUUUUCAUCUUCCAUAAAAUCUAAAAAAACCUUAAAAGAAUUGUUGCCUUUUUAUUAACACAGUUAAAAUAUCUUAACAUUUUAAGCUGUAGCAGUUUGCACAAAUGUGUUCACACAUUUCCUGGAAACAUGGGUUUGGCAUCAGACUUAGAAUAAACCCAUUGAAAUCAGUAAAACAUAAGUUAGUCAUGACCAAUUGAGGUCCCAUUAAAAUUAAUGGACCUACUCUAAAUAUAACCAAGUCUUUAACCUAUAGUAAAUAGUUUAUUUCCAGUGCUUUGAUACAUACAAAAGAAAUGAAUCUUAUUGACUCCAGUGGAGCUUAUUUUCCUAUAUGUACAGGAAUAUGAUUGCAGUUCUCAGCUGGUUUAUCAGAAUCAGUCCUCAGAACUAUCAUCUGGUUUGAGACUAUUCCAGAAGGGAAUUGAGUCUUCAUGCACAAGCUCAAGUUGGGGCUUGUGUAGGUUAACUUUCCAAUGGACUACUCUUUCUGUCUCCUCCAUUUUGACCAGGAAAAAUAUAUCCUUAUUUUACUAUUAUAGUCCCAGUGUUCAUUGCUUUUAUAAUGAAGCUUCUAGUUCUAAUUCUUCCAUUUUGAAUGGAAUGAAAAGAACAGAAAUGCAGGAAGGGUUCUCCAUCUUGUCACUGUUCUUUUUAAAAUUCAACCCAUUAUGAAGAGCACAGACAAAUAAUAGGCAAUCUGUAAUUGGCAGGACCGCAGUCUUGCAUAUUAGUGUUUAAAUCCCAACUAUUAAUAAAGCUAACUUAGAAAGGGUGGAAGAAAGUUUAGAUACUAGUUUGGAAGGAUCACCAAAACAUAGAUGGUAAAUUUGUGUGUAAUCUUGCUGCCUUAUUGUACAUAAAUUCCUACUUUGAAAUGCUGAGAUUAUAUUUCUGCAAUGUAAUUGUUUUAUAGUAGAAUUCUUUUGUACUUUUUAUUUUACAGAACUAUCAUUUUGCAUAACUGCUUUACUCAAUGAUCGUUGAGGGUUGGGGAAAUGGGAUGAUGGAUUUUAUUUUCUUUAUACUGAACUAGUCUCAAUGAAUAGUGUAAAUGAUUCUUUAACAUUGUUGGUAUACAAUAAUACAUAACAUUAUGCUUCUUAUUCAGUGUGUAAUGAUUUGUUUUGUAUUUUAAUUGAUUUAUGGUAGAAACCCUGUUCUUAGCUCCAUCAGCAGUGGCUAUGGGGCUUGUUAAAAUUAUUUUAGUGUCCAACAAAUUAGUCAAAAAUAAAUCUUCAUUUUGAAAAAGA